GGAUUAAGAGAUAAAACGUUUACGAGCAUAUAAGUUAUCAUUCACGUACAAGCCAUCCAUUUCAUUUUACGUGUCGCUGUCAGAGAUGAAAGCCUUUGUUAUUUUUGCUGCUGUCGUUACAAUAUGUUUUGGCAAUGCAAUAAACUACGUGCCAAGAGAUAAUAGCCACUAUGUGGAAGGCGAGAGUCGCUAUAUAUGGAUGUCGGACAAUGAAGACGAGCCAAAGCUAGUGGAUCUUCAAGCACCAGUCGAUGCAGCUGCUGUGGCAUCUAGAUCUGGUGCAAAUAAUCAAUAUUGGCUUUAUACCAGGAACAACCCUACUACACCUCAAAUCAUUACCCACAACAAUGCCGCUUCCAUUUCCAAUUCCAACUACGUGGCAUCAAGACCUUUAAAAGUUAUAGUUCAUGGAUGGACUAACAACGGAAACCACUUGCUCAACACAAUGACUACUUCUGCUUUCUUGGCUGUCCAAGAUGUUAAUGUCAUCGUAGUGGACUGGAGUACUGUUGCCAGUAUGGACUACAUAUCAGCGGUAUCUCGUGUACCUGACGUCGGUCAACAUGUUGGAGCCUUCUUGACCUGGCUUAUUAAUACUGCUGGUGGAAGCUGGAAUAAUGUGCAUUUAGUCGGGUAUAGUUUGGGAGCUCAUGUAGUUGGAAAUGCUGGUCGUUCAGCGUCUGGCGCCCCAUCCAGAAUAACUGGUUUGGAUCCCGCUGGUCCACUCUGGCAAACAAAUCAGAACACUCUAUCAUCCAAUGACGGACAAUACGUUGAAGCAAUCCAUACUGACGGUUUAAUCCAGGGCAUCUUCAGAUCUGUAGGGCACGCAGACUUUUACCCCAAUGGAGGAACAGGUCCUAUGCCUGGUUGUUCAGAUAGCCCCUGUUCUCAUGCUAGAGCCUAUGAGUAUUUUGCUGCAAGCAUCCGGUAUAAUCACUUUGUUGGAAGAUCCUGUCAGAGUCUUACAGAAGCUGGCGCUAACAAUUGUCAAGGCGUUAAUUUCAAUAUGGGCAAUGGACUUUUGGCUAAACGAGGGGCUGGUUUAUUCGGGUUGAGCACCGGUUCAUCAUGGCCCUACUGAACGUUUCUGAAUUUACAAAAAGAUCUAACCGCAAUUCUACAAUAAAUUUUGUUUUAAAUA
This is a messenger RNA of Amyelois transitella, 1144 nucleotides long. RefSeq names its product pancreatic triacylglycerol lipase. Gene Ontology annotation, biological process: lipid metabolic process. The transcript is spliced from 5 exons. Gene Ontology annotation, molecular function: lipase activity. Bases 86 to 1084 code for a protein of 332 amino acids. NCBI's taxonomy places the organism in Eukaryota, Metazoa, Arthropoda, Insecta, Lepidoptera, Pyralidae. The record is from RefSeq and is a predicted model, not a curated record.